Lotus japonicus is the source of this 5567-nucleotide messenger RNA. RefSeq names its product dicer-like protein 4. Lineage: Eukaryota; Viridiplantae; Streptophyta; Magnoliopsida; Fabales; Fabaceae. Bases 322 to 5229 code for a protein of 1635 amino acids. The record is from RefSeq and is a predicted model, not a curated record. Gene Ontology annotation, cellular component: cytoplasm; nucleus. Gene Ontology annotation, biological process: siRNA processing. Gene Ontology annotation, molecular function: ribonuclease III activity; protein binding; ATP binding. The transcript is spliced from 26 exons.
UUGUGAAGGAAUCAGUGUUGUGAUUCGUCACUCUCACUCUCUUUCUUUCUUUUGUGAAGUCACUGAGCGUGCUCGCUAAGAUAAGAAUCUCUUCACUCCAUUGCUGACUCCAAGCAUCUGUAAAGUGAAGAACAAACAAAGCACCCUCUCUUCUCUCUCCUCUACAAUUCUUCCAUUCCAGUUCAACUUUCACACUCAAUCUCAGCAACACCAGCAAGCAACACACCACUAUCUCGUUACCCUCGAAUCGUCUUCCAUUUUGAUCGCACCCUUUGAGUGUGACUACCAACAAAACCCCAAAAACCUCCAAGCUUUCAAGCUAUGCCGUGCGGCGAGUCCUCCGCCGCCGGUGCCGGCCGACCACCCACGGACCCCUCUUCCGGCGUCUCCGAUCAAGUCGACAUCACUCACGACGACUCCGUGAAGAAAGACCCUAGGGAAUAUGCUAGAAAGUAUCAGUUGGAGCUGUGCAAAAAAGCUUUGGAGGAAAAUAUAAUUGUGUAUUUGGGGACAGGAUGUGGUAAAACCCACAUUGCUGUGCUGCUUAUGCACGAGAUGGGUCAUUUGAUACGGAAGCCCGCGGAGAAAGUCUGUGUUUUUCUUGCCCCUACUGUGGCUUUAGUUCAACAGCAAGCCAAGGUGAUAGAAGACUCUACUGAUUUUAAGGUUGGAAUUUACUGUGGGAGUUCCAAGCGCUUGAAAAAUCCUCAAGAGUGGGAGCUGGAGAUUGGGCAGUAUGAGGUUCUUGUCAUGACCCCACAAAUAUUACAUCGCAACUUAUCUCAUUGUUUCAUCAAGAUGGAGAUGAUUGCACUUUUGAUAUUUGAUGAGUGUCAUCAUGCUCAAAUCAAAAGCAACCAUCCUUAUGCACAAAUCAUGAAAGUCUUCUACGAAAAGAAUUCCACAAAGGUUCCCCGUAUAUUUGGCAUGACUGCUUCCCCUAUCGUAGGAAAAGAUCUGGACUUGAGAACAUUAUUUGGUGCUUCUAUCAAAUCAAAUCUACCAAAAAGCAUCAAUAGUCUUGAACAUAUGCUUGAUGCUAAGGUUUAUUCAGUUAAGGAUAAGGAAUUGCAAACUUUUGUGACCACUCCUGUAAUUCAUGUAUAUCCUUACGAUUCUACUUCAAAAGUGGAAAGUGGCUUGCACUCAAAAAUUGAGGAGAUUAAAAGUCAGUGCAUAGCAACCCUUGGUAGAAAUAUAGAAGAUCACCAGAAACGGAUGAACACUAAGAAACUUCUGAAGCGGAUGCAUGAUAAUGUGGUCUUCUGUCUGACGAAUCUUGGUAUUUGGGGAGCCUUGCAAGCUAGUCGUAUUCUUUUGAGCGGUGAUCAUUCUCAGAGGCAUGAAUUGGUGGAGGCAGAAGGAAAUUCAAGUGAUGAGUCUGUGUGUGACAAAUAUCUUGCUCUGACAGCUGAACUAUUUACUUCACAAUGCAUGAUUGGUGAUAGUGUAUCUGACCAAUGUUCUGUGGAAAUAUUAAAAGAGCCCUUUUUCUCAGCAAAGCUUUUACGUCUUAUUGGGAUACUUUCCAAUUCUAGGUUGCAACAAGACAGGAAAUGUAUAAUUUUUGUGAAUAGAAUUGUGACUGCAAGAUCCCUGUCAUACAUACUGCAGAAGCUCAAGCUUCUACGACAAUGGAAGAGUGAUUAUCUAGUAGGAGUACAUUCUGGACUGAAGAGUAUGUCCCGAAAGACCAUGAACGUCAUUGUUGAGAAGUUUCGCUCUGGAGAGUUGAAUCUAUUGGUUGCCACCAAAGUGGGUGAAGAAGGACUUGACAUUCAGACAUGUUGCCUUGUCAUACGAUUUGAUCUUCCAGAAACUGUUGCUAGCUUUAUACAGUCAAGAGGCCGUGCACGUAUGGCUCAGUCAGAAUAUGCAUUUUUGGUGGACAGUGACAACAAGAAGGAAUUGGACAUAAUUGACGGUUUUGAGAAAGAUGAGUACCAAAUGAAUACGGAAAUUACUGUCCGCACAUCCAAUGAGACAUACAACAUCCCCGAGGAAAGAAUAUUCCGAGUUGAUUCAUCUGGUGCUUCUGUCAGUUCAGGAUAUAGCAUCUCAUUGCUUCACCAAUACUGUUCAAAGCUUCCACAUGAUGAGUUCUUUGACCCCAAGCCAAAUUUCUUUUACUUCGAGGAUUCAGGGGGAAUUGUCUGCCACAUAAUUUUGCCUUCCAAUGCUCCAAUACACCAAGUUGCCAGCACACCACAGUUGUCAAUGGAAGCUUCAAAAAGGGAUGCUUGCCUGAAUGCAAUAGAAGAACUGCAUAAACUGGGUGCUUUAAAUGAUUCUCUCUUGCCAAAGCAAGAUCAUGCAGAGCCUGAGGAGCAGGUUUUGGGCUCUUCUGAUUUAGAUGAGUGUGAAGAUGACAUAUCAAGAGGAGAAUUAUAUGAGAUGCUAGUUCCGCCUGUUUUUGGACAGUCAUGGAUAAAUGAGGAGAAAAUUGUUCAUCUCAAUUCUUACUACAUCAAAUUUUGUCCCUGUCCAAACGAUAGGGACUACAAAAAGUUUGGGUUAUUCAUCAUGGCUCGUCUUCCACUGGAGGCUGAGAAACUAGAACUUGAUCUACAUCUUGCUCAUAGUAGAUAUGUGAAGACAAAGGUUAUUCCAUUUGGAGUUUUAGAAUUCCACAAAGAUGAGAUUAAAAUGGCGGAGAAUUUUCAAGAAAUGUUCCUCAAAAUGAUUCUUGAUAGAUUAGAAUUUGCUUCUGAGUUUGUAGACUUGGUUAAGGGUGCUGAAGCUCAGACAAGCACGCCGACCUUCUACCUUUUGCUUCCAGUCAUAUUGCAAGAAUAUGAUAAUGUCAUGAAAGUAGAUUGGAAGACAGUGAAGCAAUGCCUUAGUUCACCAAUUUUCAGGCAUCCAGUAGAUACUGUGGAUAAAAAAAAAGAUUUCCCUUCGGACAUCCAGCUGCAACUUGGCAAUGGUUACAGAAGUGUUAGAGAUGUUGAGAAUAGUUUAGUGUAUGUCCCACAUAAGAAGCUCUUUUAUUUUGUCACAAAUAUCGACUAUCUAAAGAACGGGUUCAGUCCUUAUAAUAAAGAUUCAAGCUAUGUGGACCACUUCAUUGAAAAGUCGAUUAAUCUCAAAUGCCCUGAACAACCACUUCUGCAUGUAAAACCACUCUGUAAUUUGCACAACCUGCUACACAACCGAAAGCGUGAGGAUACAGAAGCGCAUGAGCUGGAGGAAUAUCUAGUUUAUUUUCCUCCUGAGUUAUGUGAGCUUAAAAUAGUUGGCUUCUCAAAGGACAUUGGUAGUUCCAUAUCUUUGCUGCCCUCAUUUAUGCACCGGCUUGGAAACUUGCUAGUUGCUAUUGAACUCAAGCACAUGCUAUCUUCUUUCUUCCCAGAGGCAGAUAAAAUAAAUUCUCUUAAAGUUCUAGAGGCUCUCACCACUGAGAAGUGUCAGGAGUGCUUUUCCCUUGAAAGACUUGAAGUGCUUGGUGACUCUUUCCUUAAAUUUGCUGUUGCACGUCAUUUUUUUCUCAUGCAUGAAAACCUUCAUGAAGGAGACCUAACAAGAAGCCGAUCCAAUCUUGUAAAAAAUUCCAAUUUGUUUAAGUUGGCUAUUAGGUGUAAUUUGCAGGUCUAUAUAUGCGAUUACGCAUUUAAUCCCUUGCAGUUCUAUGCACUAGGCCGUCCUUGCCCAAGAAUUUGUAGCAAGGAAACUGAAGAAAGCAUACACUUCUGUUUCGACUCUGUUAAGAACCAAAAUAGAGCAACUGAAGCCCGAUGUAAUAAAAAUCAUCAUUGGUUGCACAGGAAAACAAUUGCUGAUGUGGUUGAAGCUCUGGUCGGAGCAUUCCUAGUUGAGAGUGGCUUUAAAGCUGCAAUUGCCUUUCUUCAAUGGAUUGGCAUACAAGUUGAUUUUGAAGCGUCACAAGUUGUUAAUAUUUGCAGAGGAAGUGCUAGAUAUUUUCCUCUUUCUGCUGAUGUAGACAUUCCUUCCCUUGAACAUAACUUAGGACAUCACUUUGUCCAUAAGGGACUGCUUCUCCAGGCAUUCAUUCAUCCAUCUUACAGUAAGCAUGGAGGAGGCUGUUAUCAACGAUUGGAGUUUCUAGGAGAUGCUGUCAUGGACUACUUAAUUACUUCGUAUCUAUAUUCAGCAUAUCCCAAGCUAAAGCCUGGUCAAUUGACAGAUUUGAGAUCGCUGUCUGUUAAUAAUAAGGCAUUUGCCUGUGUAGCAGUAGACCGCAGAUUUGAUAAAUUUAUUUUAUGUGAUUCAAGCGGCCUGUCUGAGGCAAUUAAAAAUUAUGUGGACUAUAUUAGAAGAUCUGUAUCAUGCAGUUGCGUUAAGGAAGGUCCAAAAUGUCCCAAGGCCCUGGGCGACAUAGUGGAAUCUGGUUUUGGUGCCAUUCUUCUUGACUCCGGAUUCAAUUUGAACAAAGUUUGGAAGAUUAUGACUUCAUUCUUGGACCCAAUCAUGAAAUUCUCUUCAAGCUUUCAGCUUAGUCCAAUGAGGGAUUUGCGAGAACUUAGCCAGUCGUAUAAUUUGGAAUUGGAGUUUCUGCCAACAAAACUGAGUAAAACUUUUUCAGUUGAAGCCAGAGUGACUGGUAAUGGUUUAUGCGAAUCAGCUUCAGCCAUCAGCCAAAGUAAAAAAGAGGCUUCUAGAAUUGCUUCACAGCGACUAUUUUCAAACUUAAAGGCUCGAGGCUGGAAAACAAAGUCAAAAACUUUGGAAGAAGUUAUGAAAUCAACCGAUAAGACGGAACCGCAACUUAUUGGCUAUGAUGAAACUCCCAUUGAUGUAACAGAUACCAAUUCCAUGGGACACAUAAUGGUUCAAAGAGACCUAGGCAGCAAGUCUGACCCAGAAAUUCGCCCUAUCCUUGAGGUAGUUGAUACAUACUCCCCAUGUGUGACACCUGUUGGAGAACUGCUUCCAUCUUCUCCCGAAGGAAAGCUUAAUGAAACCUUUAAAAAUCAAGAAUGUAGCGGUGAUUUGUUGAGGACAGCAACAGCAACAUCACGAUUGUAUGAAGUCUGUGCUGCUUAUGGCUGGAAACCUCCUUCAUUUGAAUGCUGCAAGGAAGAAGGACCAGACCAUCAGAAGAUAUUCACUAUCAAGGUGACAUUGGAGAUAGAAGAGAUCCCAGAUAUGAUUUUUGAGUUUGUUGGGGAACCUCUACUAAAGAAGAAAGAUGCAGCAAAGAGUGCAGCUGAGGGUGCCCUUUGGUACCUGCAACAGAAAGGUUACCUGCCUAAUACUACUGGUAAUUGACUUGCUGCUGAGCAACUAUCAGCAACAACAACAAAAGCCUUAUUCUACUAAACAACUAUCGCGUCACAUAAAUCUGAAGAAAUGUCUAAUUCUUCAUUUGGUAUCUGUGAAUGCCCUCAUCGUAAUAGAAAAAUAGGUUUAGUAUAACCCAGGACCCCAGAUGAAAAUCUGUAGUACAGUAUAAUUCAUGUAAUGUCUAAGUUGCAUAUAGCAUUAGUCUCUUAUAACUGUGAAAAUUCUUAGUUUGGUGUAUGACAUCUGAAAUGCAAAGAAAAAAGUUGGUCAUGGGCAUAGAUAUACCCAGUACAUAAGAGAACAGGUAUUAAAAUUGUUGAUUA